ACUUCCUGCUCGGCGGGUCCCGGCGCGGUCGGAAUCGAGGGAAUUAGUCCCGGGUGAGCCCCGGCAUCGGCACCGAGCGAGGGAGUCCCGGGAGUCCUGGGACCGGCGUCCAAGUGUGGAAGAGAUAUUCCUGUGGUCUCUUGAAGGCAUAGCUGUCACUAGAAAAACCCUGACCUCUUUUCCAAAGUAUUUCCUCUCUGUUGGUGCUGCAUUUAAAGAAAGUCCAGAACAGUCACGUCUCCUCAAACACGCAUGGCCUGCUGUACAUGUUAAGCAAGAGGAAGAGCCCUUCAUCAUCCUAGUCACGUGUGGACCUGAGAGGAGGAGAAGGAGAACCCAUUGUUUGACCUGAGCUUCUGGGGAGGAUAGAUCAAAAAUGUUCACUGGAUAUGACGAUGCUGAGGAUUCUGAAGUGUACGAAGAUGAACUUUAUCACGAGGAGUCAUCCAGUGAGCAGAGUGUUGACAGUGAGGUGGAGUUUCACCUCUAUAGCCAGAUCCACUAUUCCCAGAAUCUUGGAGAAAUCAGCAUGCUGGAAGUUGACAAAGAAGCUGAUGUUGCAGAAGUCAUGGGUCAUAGUUCAGUUCUAACUGAGAAACAGGAUGAAGACAAGAAACCUGUUUCUUGUCAGGAUGAAGAAUUCACUAAUGGUGGUGCUCAGCUUUCAGACGAUUCUGAGAUCAUUGUGCUAUCUGACACACAAGAUGAAGUCAGCAUCUACAAAAGCAAAGCAAAGAGGUCAAGAAGCCUUUCAGCUCAAGAAAAAACACACAUCCACCCUCUAUCUUCCACACCAAGUCACGCCAAAGCUGCUGGAUAUAAUGCCCCUUGUCCCCCUGGAUCAGGUGCGGGCAUGCCAAGGCAGAGGAAAAGCACUAUUGGGAGGCCUAGCCCAAUCCAUUCUGCUGCAGCUGAGGCCAUCCACGAGGUGUUGGUAAUAGACGACAGCUCAGAGGAGAUGAGCGUGACCUCUGAUAGUGAUAACGUCGAGAGCUGGAUGCUUUUGGGAGCGGGUGCAGAUGACAGGGAUGGAGACAUCAUUUUGAACCUUGAAGGCUGCGCCACUCCUGUCAGCAAAGGAGAGGCUGAUGUGGACUGGUCCAUCUCUCAUAAAGACUUAGAGGCACAGAUAUCCAACUAUGCCAGCGUGAGACACAGCAGCAUGAGGUACUACACAGCUGACAAAACCGCCACCAGCAGGAACUGCAACAGACCAGGACAUUUGUCCAGGAACUGUCCCACUCCAAAGAAAGUUCCCCCUUGUUGCCUGUGUGCGGGAAGAGACCAUCUGCAGCAUAGCUGCCCAGCCCGUUUCUGUCUGAACUGCUGUUUGCCUGGGCACUAUUUCAGGGAGUGCCUGGAGAGAGCCUACUGGAACAAACACUGCAACCGCUGUGACAUGAAGGGCCACUAUGCUGAUGCUUGCCCAGAAAUAUGGAGGCAGUAUCACCUAACAACAAAGCCAGGGCCCAUCAAAACAGCCAGUGCCCACUCGGAACGCUCUGUGUCUGUGUACUGCUACAACUGCUCCCGCAAAGGACACUUCGGAUACGAGUGCUCAGAGAAGCGGAUGCAGGGGAGCAUGUUCCCCACGUCUCCCUUCGUCUACUACUACGAUGAUGAAUGCGACAUCAAGAGGAGAGCAAAUAGGUUAAAAAGGAAGGUGGCAGACCUGCAGGAAGCUGGCCUUCUGCCGGAACAGUCCCAAACGCCGUGUCAGGAAGAACAGCUGGAGGAGCACAGCCACAAGAAAAAGAGCAAACCUUGGAAAGGACAACACAGGAAACAGAACAGGGAUGGCGAGCAGCACAAGAAGAUGAAGGUGUCCCAGGCAGGGAAAUCCCGAGAGAAGAAGAACAGGAGGGGUGUUGAAAUCCUCUGUGACCCAGAGGGAGACUUCCCCCGGGGGUGCAAGCAGCAGGUGCCCAAGGGCAGCAGGGUUCGUCGCAAGUCCAUUUUCCAGGCAUUCUCAGGCAGAAAGGCUGGGUGUGUGCAGGAGCCUUUGGAAGGUGUCAAAAAGAAGAAGAAAUGGAAAAAGCAGAAAGAUGCUAGUCCUGACAGCAAGGACAAUCUAUUCCUCAUAAAACAGCGGAGGAAGAAGACCAAACAGAAAUGCUGGUGACAGGGAGGUAGGCAGGUAGCACUGGCAUUUGCUGGCUCUGACUCUGCCUCUGCCUACUCUUUAUUUCUGUCUCUCUCUUAGCACAUGAAUUUCAGCCCGU
Messenger RNA from Empidonax traillii (willow flycatcher), 2222 nucleotides. It is a transcript of the gene ZCCHC7, whose product is annotated as zinc finger CCHC-type containing 7. The record is from RefSeq and is a predicted model, not a curated record. Gene Ontology annotation, molecular function: zinc ion binding; nucleic acid binding. The transcript is spliced from 11 exons. NCBI's taxonomy places the organism in Eukaryota, Metazoa, Chordata, Aves, Passeriformes, Tyrannidae. Bases 377 to 2122 code for a protein of 581 amino acids.